This is a messenger RNA of Taeniopygia guttata (zebra finch), 5836 nucleotides long. The record is from RefSeq and is a predicted model, not a curated record. Lineage: Eukaryota; Metazoa; Chordata; Aves; Passeriformes; Estrildidae.
GGACGCGAGGCAUCUCCGAGGUCCUCGUAGACUUUCCUGUUGCAUCUGGGCAUGCCUGGCGCUGCUCUGUCCCUUAGGCCAGCGUGGGCCGGCCACGCCACGGCUGGCGUCUGGAUCAAGGCCAAGCGUCACCUCACAGAAUCAGGCUGAAAAGUUCUUUAAGAUAAUGGAAUCCAAGCUAUGACCCAGCACCAAUAUGUCAACUAGACUCUGGCACCAAGUGCCGUGUUCAGUCUUACACACUUCAGGGGUGGUGAGUUCAGGACCUAUGGGCAGUCUGUUCCAAUUCCAAUCACCAAUUCCAUGCAGAAUUUUUUCCUAGUGACCAACCUAAACCUUCCCUGGCCUAGCUGUAGACAGUAAGAAAUGUCCCUGCAAGUGUCCUGUGCCAGGGAGGGCAGUCUGCCUCAGUGUGGAGUGCUCCCCACUAUGGAUAGCACAGUUGGCCCUUUGGCCACAGCCAAGGGAGCCACAACUCUCCACUUCGAGCUGCAAAAGCAUUUAUCCCAGGAACAUCUCCUCACAUAAAGGGAAAAAGUGUAACUGAGGGACUCACUGGGAGAAGUGUGACCUGAGCAGCACUGUCAUGGUUGUGGGAAAGAAGAGAAAAUGAAGAAAUUUGACUGGAGAAACAGGGAGAUUGUGACUGUGGCAAGGAGCAAUCCCAGCUGUGGCUGCACUGUGCAGUUCAGGAUUAGAGAGUUCCCUGAUGCUCAAAGGCACUGCUGGAGAGUGGUUUUCCUGUCUCUGUCAGCUGUACACCUGGCUUCCCCAUAUGGAUUUACUCUUCUCAAAACUGAUUUGUACAAAAUGUUUUUCAGCUGUAACUGUCAGAACUGACAGAAUGAGCUGAGGAAGCCAUAACAACAACAGCUCCCAGCCCGCAGGGAUGAUGUCCCAGUGGUUCCUCCAGCACUGCCCAGAGCCAAACAGCCCCGAGCUGUGCAUGGAUGCCUCACACAGCUGUGCUGAGAGCUGCACAUGGGGUACAGGCACCCACAUGCUCUCACUGGAUCCUGCCCUUGACUUGUGUGUCAGAACUGCAUUAAUUUCCUGCCUGGUUCCUGCUACAGAUAAGGACACUAUUUUCUCUUCGCCUUAUGUAACUCCCAUCUCUAUUGAGACCAGAGACAGUCUGGAGGUAAGAGGUGGCAAUGAUAUGGAUUCUGUAACAAAGAAAACGAGGCAGGAUGGAUCAGAAGUUACUGAAAGACUUAUUACAGAGACUGUAACCACAAGACUGACAUCCUUGCCACCCAAAGGAGGGAGCAGCAGUGGGCUCAAAACAUCAUCCCACACUGGAGGGAGUGGAGUGGAAAAGCGGUCGUACACCCAUGGGAGCAGCUAUGUGACCUCAAGUGGAAGUGGUAGAUUGCAUUCAACAUCAUCAUCCUCCAGCUACAGACAAGCCCAGUCUCCCAGCUCUACUCUCACCAAAUCACCUGGCUCAACAUUUGAAAGAAAAACCUAUGUCAACCGCCAUGCAACAUAUGAAGGGAGCUCCAGUGCCAACUCUUCUCCUGAAUUUCCCAGAAAAGAUUUUGCAUCUGCCUCUACGAGAGGGAGAAGCCAAAGUCGAGAGAGUGAAAUACGAGUCCGACUGCAGAGCGCAUCUCCCUCUGGCAGAUGGACGGAGUUGGAUGAUGUGAAACGUUUGCUGAAAGGAAGUCGAUCUGCCAGCUGCAGCCCUACUCGGUCACCAUCCGGUACACUCCCGAUACCAAAAAAGGCUGUGGUGGAGACAAAGAUGGUCACUGAGAGCUCUCAGUCAGUGUCAGGGACAUAUGACACAACCAUACUGAAUACCGCCCUCCCUUCAUACAUGUGGUCCUCCACUUUGCCUGCUGGGUCUUCCCUUGGUGGAUACCAUAACAGCUCUUCCUUGAUCAAUGCCAUGUCUCACUCUACAGGAUCAGUUUUUGGUGUUCCAAAUAACCUGGCUCCCAGCAAUCAUACUUUGAAUGCGGGCCUCAGCUCUUCCUCUACAGUAUUUGGAGUUCAAAACAACCUGUCUCCAAGCUCUUCUUCUGCAACCCAGAAUGCUACAGCAGCCUCUGCAGCAUAUGGGAUGAAGAACACUUCUCAGAGCAACACCAUGGCAAGUACUGGUGUGUCUGCCUCAGCAGGAGGAACUGUUUUGAGCUCCCAGGGAGACGACAUUCUGCGCAAAGACUGCAAGUUCCUGCUGGUGGAGAAGGAGAAGGCACCUGCAAAGGAGAUGGAGCUCUUGGUCAUGACAAAGGACACUGGCAAAGUCUUUAGUGGUUCUAACACUGGGCUUAAUGGAGGAUCUUUUGUAGAAGACACCUUGAAGAAAGAGAAGCAGGGAUUUUCCUCCUCUUAUGCUACAGAUACUGGCCUAAAAUCAGAUGCAAAUGGAGGGCUGAAAUCCAUGCCAAAAAGGGACAAAGAAACUUAUGCAGAAAUACGAAGUGGUGAUGCAGGGGGUGCAAUUGGAUCAGCACCAUCCUGGUGUCCCUGUGGUUCCUGCUGUAGCUGGUGGAAAUGGCUCCUGGGUUUGCUUCUAACCUGGUUGUUUCUCCUUGGAUUGCUUUUUGGACUGAUUGCUCUGGCUGAAGAAGUGAGAAAGCUGAAAUCUCGUGUGGAAGACCUGGAAAAAAUCAAUGGUGGCCUCCUGGCAAUUAACCAAGGAAAUUCAAAAAUAGAAAAGGAUGUUUCAAGAGUAGACUUUCUUCAUGGUAACUCACCCUCCUUGACCUUUCCAUAUGAAAAUGAAGAGUCAGUCUGGUUGAUGGUGAAGAGCAGACUGAAUAAGGAAAUAGAACGAGGCUACUUCCGAGGGGAGAGAGGAGAACGUGGUGAGAAAGGUGACAUGGGAAUACAAGGUCCCAAAGGUGAUCGAGGACUUCCUGGUGCUCCAGGCAUUCCUGGUCCAAUUGGGCAUGCAGGACCAGAAGGACCAAAAGGCCAGAAGGGAAGCAUGGGUGAGCCUGGCAUGGAAGGUCCCAUGGGACAAAGAGGUAGAGAAGGGAUGCCAGGGCCUCGAGGGGAGCCAGGACCACCUGGAUUUGGAGAAAAAGGAGACAGAGGUGCUGUUGGCGAGCCAGGUCCUCCAGGGCCACCUGGACCCCCAGGUUCUACUGGCCUAAAAGGCCUGAUGGGUUCUCCAGGCCCACAAGGUCCUCCAGGUCCUCCCGGCCUACAAGGAUUUAGAGGUGAAGCAGGACUUCCAGGUGCUAAAGGUGAAAAAGGAGCCAGUGGACCCCCUGGACCCAAAGGUGAUCAGGGUGAGAAGGGUGCUCGUGGAAUGACAGGUGAACAAGGCUCAAGAGGAAUACCUGGACCUCCAGGAGAGCCCGGGGCUAAAGGACCUGUAGGACAAGCUGGUCGUGAUGGACAGCCAGGUGAAAAAGGUGAACCAGGUCUUAUGGGAAUGCCAGGUGCCAGAGGCCCUCCAGGACCCACUGGAGAUGCUGGAGAGCCAGGUCUUACAGGACCUCAAGGACCGCCAGGACUUCCAGGCAACCCAGGCCGACCAGGGGCUAAAGGAGAACCUGGAGCUCCAGGAAAAGUCGUAAGUGCAGAGGGUUCAUCAACUAUUACUCUGCCAGGCCCACCAGGUCCUCCAGGCCCACCUGGCCCCACUGGUCCCCCAGGUGUUCCAGGUCCUGUUGGACCAGCUGGUCUCCCUGGACAGCAAGGUCCACGGGGUGAGAAAGGAUCCCCAGGUGAAGCUGUGGUAGAAACCAUCAGAACAGAAGUCUCAUCAUUAGCAUCUCAAAUGCUGGGAGAUUUACAUGGGCGAGCAGGACCCCCAGGUCCCCCUGGACCACCAGGUGAAUCUGUACAGGGACCUCCUGGACCUCGUGGUCCCCCAGGAGAAGGAUUGCCAGGACCUCCAGGCCCACCAGGGAGACCAGGAUCAUCCAUGUCCACCUCAGAAGCAUUCUUCACAGGCCCACCAGGUCCACCAGGACCACCAGGCCCCAAGGGAGACCAAGGUGAACGAGGUCCACGGGGAUUCACAGGAGAACCGGGUGAUCCUGGCCUGUCAGCAUUCUCCUCCCACGGUGAAAGAGUCACCAUACAGGGACCCCCUGGCCCACCUGGCCCACCAGGACCAAAAGGUGAUGCAGGUGUCCCAGGUGCACCUGGCAUCCCAGGAGCAUCUCGAGGUGGCUCCAGACAAAUUCAGGGACCCCCAGGACCUCCUGGGCCACCUGGUCCUCCAGGCCCAAGUGGAGGUUCAUCUCAGGAGAUUCAGCAGUAUGUGACUGACUACCUGAAGAGUGACAACGUCAGACAUUAUUUCACUGGUGCCCAAGGCCCACCAGGCCCUCCAGGCCCACCUGGACUUAUCACCACUGCAGAUGGGAUUACCUUGGAUUAUGAAGAGCUGGCUACCCGUGUCAUGAGCUAUAUGACAAGCUCUUCAGGUCGCUAUGAGUCAUUUUCUAGCUCCGUAUCCACUACAUCCAUUUUGUACCAAGAACUUCUGGACCUGCUGCAAAGAGAAGAAAUUCGUCAGUAUCUCAUUGGACCUCAGGGCCCACCGGGACCUCCUGGGCCAGGGGGAGAUGGAAUGUCUCUGUCACUGGAUUAUGAUGAGCUGACCAGGAGGUUUAUCAGCUACUUGUCAAGUUCUGGGAUGAGCAUUGGAUUGCCUGGACCACCUGGGCCUCCAGGGUCACCCGGUAUAUCUUACAGUGACCUGACAGCUUACCUGCGAAACUCUGAAUUCAGUGGCAUUGUUGGGCCCCCUGGUCCUGCAGGCCCUCCAGGACCUCCAGGGAUCCCUGGAUCACCAGGCACCUCUCUGGAGGACAUCUCUGCCUACCUUCAAAAUGUUGGAUACUCUUCCCUUUCUGGAGUUCGGGGCCCACCUGGCCCUCCUGGCCCUCCAGGACCACCAGGUUUCUCUGGAACUGGCAUCCUAUCCUAUGCUGACAUCACCAACAAUGACGAGUUCAGGAGUGAGCUGAUCCAGUACCUGAAGAGUGAUGAAGUUCGAAGCUACAUCUCAGGACCCCCUGGGCCCCCUGGGCCACCGGGACCCAAGGGAGACAGUGGCUUUGUGUCUGGGUCUAUGUCUUCAUCAUACCAAGGCUUACGAGCUUCUGAGCACUUGCAUGGAGGAUCCCUUGGUGCUGAGGGCUCCCACGGGGGCUCACUGGGCACAGGCAGCUCGUAUGGCAGCUCCAUGAGCAGCAGAUCCUCUUACCAUGCCUCCAUGGGCAGCGAUGGCGCUUACGAUGCCUCCAUGGGCACAGACAGGUCCUUCGAUGGGCUGCUGACAGAGGAGGAAUCACUCAGAUCAGCAGGGUCGAGCAGAUCCUACAGCAACUCCUUCACUGGUUCCCUGGAUUACAACGAGCUGGCACUCCGUGUGUCAGAGAGCCUACAGAGCCGAGGUAUUCUCCAGGACCUGAUGUCUUACACAGCACAGGGACCUGCAGGUCCCCCAGGCCCUCCUGGUCCCCCUGGCAUCAGCAAGGUCUUUGCAUCCUAUGGCAAUAUCACUGCAGACCUCAUGGACUUCUUUAGAACACAUGGUGCCAUCCAGGGGCCACCCGGUGAAAAGGGAGAGAGGGGUUAUCCUGGACCCAAAGGUGACCCUGGGCCAAUGGGCCCACCAGGACGACACGGGCAAAGGGGACCAAAAGGAGAGAAGGGAGAGAAAGGUGAACAACUGUAUGUUGGCAGAAGAAAAAGAAGAACUGUUGGUGUUUAAAAAAAGAGGUAGCUCAGUUCUGCACAGGGCAGCGUUCCCAGCAGCCUGAGUCUUCACUGCCUUAAUGCUAAAACAUCCUCACUGCUCAGCUGACCCCUUAGAGUUGAUAGCUCAGAUCUGAAUGUCACCUGUGUGUGUCCGGCA